GGAUAACCUCCACACGAUCGCACACAUCUCUUUCUCUCUUUUGUUCUUGAGUAGCGCUGUGGGGUGACCCUGGGAGGAAUGUUUCUUUUCCCAUGGUGCCUUGCGGUGGUUUGUGUCUCUCUGUUCACCUCAGGGUCCGAGGUGCUUCACUGUAACAUGACGGUGACGUGGAGGGACUUGAGAGGUCUUCUGAAGUGGGACUGUCCUGCUCGCCUGCCGAACACAACCUACACUGUUCAGAAGUUGACACAAGGAGACGCCCUGUGGAAGGCGGUGGGCGGGUGUGUUCGGCUGACGUCGAGGAGCUGUGACGUCUCCCGGGCUUUUGAGAAGAUUGACCUUUAUAACUUCAUACGGCUGGAACUGGAGGACGCCCUGGGGUCUGUCUUGUCCGGGGAAAUGAUGUCCGACCCCUUAAACGAGGCGGUCUACGGGCCCCCCAGCCUCUCCCUCUCUCUGCAGGGGCCGAACCUGACGGUGAGCGUGGCCCUGGCCUGCUCGCCCAUCAAAGCCUGUCCGCCUCGAGACUGCUGCCCCCUUUCUCAAGUGGCCGUGGGCCUGUGCACCUCCAUCACGGUGUACAGCGAGACCCACGCCUCACAGAGCCAGACCCAUAAGAAGUGUGGCAGGGAGGGGACGGUGAGCUAUGAGUUCGUGGGACUGGCGCCGGGUCAGAGGUACUGCGCUGUGGCUAACUUCACCUGGAGCCCAGCCUCGCCCCCCCGCUGCGUCCACGUGCCCACACAGACCGGUUCUCUGAUGCCUCUGUGGCUUUUGGGAGCGGUGCUCUUCAUGAUCUUUUCUACAGUCCCUGUGAUCUGCCACCUCAGACAACGAUGUGUAUCAGCAGAGACCCUCCUCCCCAGAGCUCUGCAGAAUCUGCAGGAUGGAGAGUCCACGGAACUGGAGGUCCCUUGUGAGGACUUUCCCGAAGACUUUUGGUGGGACCAAGUGUCCAUCGUGUCCCGGCCUCCGUCAGAGUCCCGCUGUGUCCUCGCCCAUCCGCCCCCGUCGCCGGCCCAGACCAGCUCCUCAAGCCAGGGGGACGGGUACCGCAGCGACCCGCUACCCACGGACGCGGGGUGGGCUGAGACCGCCUGGGACAGCGGGGGGACGGGAGGCGUCCUGGAGCCUAGCGACGUCCCCCUACUGCCCCAAUGCAUUGUGUUCCCCGGUCUGUCCCAGGACCUCUGGGGACCGCCCGCGCACACACACACGGGGCCCGCGGGGCCCGCGCCGGGCCCCCCGAGACCGCCUCCGCUCCUGGAGAACCCAGGGGUGCGUGGGGCAGUGCAGCACGUCCCGCUGUGCUCGGUGAGGCUGGAGGCCUGUGGAGAGGAGGAGCAGGAGGACACCGGGUGGUUUGACCUGGAGCCGGCGGCCAGGGGUGGCCUGUAGCGCAGUAUAGCGCUACAGCCACAGUGAGGUCCCUUAACCCCACAUUGCUACAGGGGAGGAUCGUCUCCAGCUUAGUGUAAUCGACAUGGCUCAGGCGGUAAGAGCAGUCGUCUGGCAGUCGGGAGGGUUGCCGGUUCGAUCCCCCGCCCGGGGCUGUGUCGAAGUGUCCCUGAGCAAGACACCUAACCCCCAAAUGCUCCUGAUGAGCUGGUCGGCACCUUGCAUGGCGCUAUAUAAAUGCCAACCAUUUACCAUUUAUAUAAUCAACUGUACGUCGCUCUGGAGAACUGUACGUCUGCCAAAUGCCAAUAAUGUAGUGUAAUGAAUCCCUCUCUUGGGGGAACUGAACUUUGACCCCAUCUAGUGACUAGUAAACUGUUCAGGUCCCAAAACUCUGCAAUCCUGAACCCCACUGUGUGUGCUUUCCUUAGACUCCCCAAAUUCAGGCACAGUGGGGUGCAAGGGGUGUGAAGGGGGUGCCACCAAUCGUAAAGGAAAGGACUCUCUACCAGACCGCGGGUUCACCAUGUCAGUCACCACAGCUGCAACAGAGGAGGUCCUGAGUCCAUUAGUUGAAUCUCGGGACUCCAUGGUUUCUGGGUAACUCAUUUAAACACACAACACAACCUGAUGGGAAAAUUACCUCCAUUGUUUAGACUUCACACUUCACAGCGAGGACUGCCCCUGCUAAAUCCUUCCUGCCUUAUAAUGGACCCAGUCCCUUCUUCCACAAUGUCAGUAAACAAUAUUCCCUGUCCUUAGUUGCUUGCUGCUUUGAGACUACACGGGAGACCCUGGGGCGGCUGCUUUGCCACCGCCUGAAAGAGCGACCUUUGAAAGGGCUUCAUUGGCAGCUCCGCGAUUUAGUCGGAAAAAUCGAAGCAGUGGUACGACAUCGUUGCCAAACGGGGGACCGCGGGUCUCCGUGACUCAGAAAACCCCAGCGCUCUUUGCUGCGUGACAUCAUUCCCGUCUCUCCGGCGGUACCGUUCCUCCGCGUGGUGCCGAGUGAUCGGCGCCCGAAUUCUCCCCCCGUUACCCAUCGCUCCAGCGGCGCUGUCCGCGCGUCACGCCUCAUCUCCACGGCACCCCGCGGGAGGUUGUAUUCCUCCCGCUCCCCAGCUGCUGCCUGGAAUAGCCAGCCGCUCUGCUUUCACCGCUACAUAAAGAACCACAGCCGUGAGCGAUUGAUGAGCGGGGAAACGGUGAGGCAACCCUUCGGUCGGACUCCAGGAACUUAUUGACUUGACGUAUUGUCACAGUUACAAAAUUCGGUUUGUAAUGCUGAGGUGCGCAUUUGCAGAUGGGGGCCAUGGAUACCAACGUGUUUUCAUUACAGGGCAAGAACGUAGAUGGUGUCUGUGAUAGGAAUAUUGCAGUUUUUAGACAACCACUUUGACACUAAAGUCAGAACCUUGAAGUCACUUUUCAAAACUGUAGAGACAAAACUACGGAUAACGGAUAAUCAAAAUGCACAUUAUUCAAAACUCUGAACACUGAAAUCACUUGUUCACAAUGACACGGCUCAACAUUACACACAGCACACAUUAUAUAUGACACUUUUCAUCCAUUACAAUGCAUCUAAUGAUCAAUGAAUCAAACUACUAAAAAUAAUAACUAAGUGUAACAUUAAUGCAUAGUUUUAUAUAACUAUUUGUAUUGAUUACUGUAACAACAUUCCAUAUUGACAUUAUGAAUGUUUUAGGAUUAAGAAAUGUAUUGACACCAAUUACUUUGGAACAUGAUCUAUUUUACUACAUUUCAUCACCAUCCUUUAUCACAGGGGUUCUCCACUUCUUUUGACACGCACCCCACCCCCCUCUUAGUGGUAAGAGUUGGGAGUAAGGAUGUGUAUCCACCUGCAACAACAUAGCAACAACAUGGAGUUGGCAGAUGAGCCAAGUUAGAAUAGAGAUCAAGCAGUGUGAGGAGGAGGAGGAGGAGGAGGAGGAGGAAGAAGAGGGAGAGGGAGAGGCGGUGGUUAUUUUGUCAAUCAUAGAACAAUGGUCAAAGAAAACCAAAAAAAAACCAGUGGAAUUACAGUAGGUGCACUAUUCUCUGUCAGUCAUUUGCAAAUUGGGACUGUAGAAAUGUAUAGUUUUUUGGUGGUUCAGCUAGGCCAGGGGUCGGCAACCCUGGCUGGAGAGCCGCAGGGUGUGCUGGCUUUUGUCGUUACUCAGCACUUAAUUGAUCGAGUAAAGCAGUGGAUUACACAGUUAACUCGCCUCACCUGGUUCUUCGGUCUGAAUCAGCCGCUGGUAUUAAGGCGAAAACAAAAACCAGCACACCCUGCGGCUGUCCAGGGUUGCUGACCCCUGAGCUUGGCUGAGAAAUACAUUUUCUGAAUGUAAAAGCAAUGAAAAAAAAUCACAGU
Molecule: messenger RNA, 3772 nt
Organism: Conger conger (European conger)
Lineage: Eukaryota; Metazoa; Chordata; Actinopteri; Anguilliformes; Congridae
Exons: 8
Coding region: 79-1398 (439 amino acids)
Molecular function (GO): protein binding
Source: RefSeq, a predicted model, not a curated record